This is a messenger RNA of Echinostoma caproni, 774 nucleotides long. NCBI's taxonomy places the organism in Eukaryota, Metazoa, Platyhelminthes, Trematoda, Plagiorchiida, Echinostomatidae. The record is from the annotation of a GenBank genome assembly.
AUGUUAGACUGCAUCGUCAGUUCCUCUUUGGGUGGUGAUGACAGUCAAUCCAUAUUUCAGGGUCUGGUCGAUGAAUACUUCGAGUUGAAGGCGGAAGAGUUGGAAAACUGGGAGCGACAGCUGAAACGUUUGCAUGGUGCACUCACUUCCUUGGUGACUACCGAUCAAGAUUUAUCCAAUGCCAAAUUCCUAGUUUCUCGUUCAAUCGCCCAAUUGGCUAAUGUAGAGGAACACACGGGACUGGCUCAAGCCUUAAGCAGGUUAGCCGAAACAGAAGAGGAAGUCAGUCACAAGCAUGCCAUACAAUCGGAAGCUGAACUGGUUCGUCUGGUCGAGUGUGCUCGGGAGACACUGGGACUCAUUCAAGGCUGUAAAGAUGUGCUGGAUGAGCGUGUAAAGGCGUUCCGUAAUUGGAAGGCCGCCGAAGCUGCGCUCCGUUCAAAGCGGGAACAAAAGGUCCGAUUUGAACUAGCUGGUAAAGGUGAUCAGCGUAAAAUGGCUAUGCUGGAUGCGGAAAUCGAGGAGCUCAGUAACCGCGUGGAUCAGGAAGAGGCGAGUUUUAAGAAAAUCUCCCGAACAAUCAAAGAAGAGUUCGAUCGUUUUGACGUAACUCGUUUUGCCGAUUUCAAACGAGCCUCAACAGAGUUCCUCGAAGUUAUGCUUCACACCCAAGUGAAGGUAAUUUGCUUGAACAUUCAAGGAUCUUCACAGAAUCUCAUUGAUGUUUUGUCUUUCAUUAGCCCGCUACACAGUUGCGGGUGUUCAAUUUCAUGA